CAGUGUCUCACUUGCGAGAUCUCUCAAUAGAGGGACAUCUUUCUGGCUCAUGCUUUGGAGACUGAGGCUCCUCAGAGCAGAAAAACUACCAUGGGUCUGGAGAAGUUCCUCAUUCUGUUUCCAUUGUUUGUCCUGGUGCUCGGAUGGGUCCAGCCUUCCCUAGGCCAGGAAUCUAAGGCUGAGAAGUUUAAGCGGCAGCACGUGGACCCAGAAGGUUCCUCCAACCGCAGCCCCACCUACUGUAAUGAAAUGAUGAGGAGGCGAAAAAUACCAUGCAAGAACAAGAACACCUUCAUACAUGAAUCCUUGGAAGAUGUCCAGGCUGUGUGCUCCCAGGAAAAGGUCACCUGCAAGAAGCCGAUGAUGAACAACUGCUACAAGAGCAGAGCCACCAUGCACAUCACUGACUGCGACUUACAAAAGAACCCCAAGUUUACCAACUGCAACUACAAGACCAGGCGCUUCCAAAAGCACAUUAUUGUGGCCUGUGAAGGGAACCCCUCCGUACCAGUCCACUUCGAUGGUUCUGUGUAGGACUCCACCUAGGCCAAACCGGUGAGAUAUCCGUGUCUCCCAACCUCAUCACCUCACACCUGCCUCCCCUCUCUAUCACUCUUUCUCUGAAAGAAAUAACUCAUGUUAGGACUUCUAUCCAAAAAAACAUGCGUCCCUGUCCCGAGUCCUGCUCCCAGAUCCCUCUCUUGCCGUAGACAAAUGAAGCAAGACGGCCCUCGCCAGAACGUGUCCCUUCAACCUUGGACUUUCUUGACUUCAGAUCCAAGAACCAAAUAAGACUCUGAUCAUUAUAAAUUGUCAGUCAGAGGUGUCCUUUUAGGGCACUUCACAAUGGAGAAACGACAAUGGGCAGGUUACCUUGUUCAUUGCUCCAGAUAUACCCCACUCCUGGCACCUUUAAUUGCACUACUAAGAAUAGAAAUGUCUGCCUCUCCACUGAUCAUUCAUUCCUCUCAUGUACUCUUCUCUAUAAUAAAGUCUAACAUCUAUU
Messenger RNA from Arvicanthis niloticus (Nile rat), 1006 nucleotides. The record is from RefSeq and is a predicted model, not a curated record. Lineage: Eukaryota; Metazoa; Chordata; Mammalia; Rodentia; Muridae.